AACAUCUCACUGCUGCAACUAAUGGCUCCUCUUCGGAUUGGCACACUUCUCGUUGGCUCGGCAGUCCAAUUCUUGGAUACUGCCGUUAUUGACAUCCUCGCCAUGCAUGACAAAGAUUACCUUACGUCCAUUCACAUUCCCGAAGCCCUCAUCGCCCAGGGCUAUGACAUGGAAUUCCUCUACAUCGCUGAGCAGGGUAGCGGCCUGUUCACGCUCACGGGCGGGCUCAGCGUGAACAUCACGCACGGCCUUCAGAACGCCGGACAGCUCGACUAUCUGCUCGUCCCGGGUCCCGAGCCGCGUUAUCAAGCGACUGCGGCCGAAAAGGCCUUCAUCAAAGAGCAGCUUCCGGGGCUCAAGGCGCUCUUUGGCAUCUGUACCGGCACGUUUGUGCUCGCUCAGGCAGGCGUCCUCGAUGGCGUCAUCGCGACAGGCCCGCGGGGGUUCCUGCCGAUGCUCAAGGAGACGGCGCCGAAGGCAAAGUGGACGGAGAAGCGUUGGGAGGAGGAUGGGAAGAUCUGGACGAGUGGCGGUGUCACCAACGGGAACGACGCAAUCUCCGCGUUUGUGCGCAAGACGUAUGCGCCUGAGUUGGUGAACUUGGUGCUUUCAGGGGCGGAUGUGGGGGAGCGCGGACAGCUCUAUCCUGACCAGGCUCAGGAUUAAUCGAGCUUUCAACGCAGAUACAAGCUCGUCACAAGCUGUAAUUCUGCAUUGUAUUGACUAUGCUGGAAUAUGUAUGACGGUUCUUAGUC
Molecule: messenger RNA, 755 nt
Organism: Phanerochaete carnosa HHB-10118-sp
Lineage: Eukaryota; Fungi; Basidiomycota; Agaricomycetes; Polyporales; Phanerochaetaceae
Exons: 2
Coding region: 22-666 (214 amino acids)
Source: RefSeq, a predicted model, not a curated record